AGCAGAACAAUUUGUGACUUUUACAUUGAAACACUGAAAUAUUGGAACUUUUAUUAACUUGGGAUUUGCAAAGAUGUCUUCGGAUUCGGAAAUGUACACACCAAAAAAGGACGACUCGUUGCGAAAGAUUAACAAACCAAUGAUGGAGAAAAAGAGGCGAGCUCGGAUUAAUCACUGUCUCACACAACUCAAGAGCCUCGUUCUGGAGGCUAUGAAACGUGAUAGUGCACAGAUUUCGAAACUAGAGAAGGCAGACAUCUUGGAAAUGACAGUAAAUUAUUUACGUAAUACCCAACAUCAACAGCAGCAGUGUGUUGACUCCACAACUGAUAUGAGGCGAAACAAAUACAGGACGGGGUUCAACGAGUGCGCAACCGAGGUGAUGCGUUACCUAGGUAACGAAGAAGGAGCGACACCUGAUGUGAAAUCGAGGCUGAGUGAUCACUUGACCAGGUGCGUUCGAGUGAUGAACAGCCGACUUACUGAAUCUCGAACAGAAGGAAACGAGUAUAACUCUAGGACAUACGGAGAAGGUUUAUCUAUAGAUAUUCCGGUAUCGGGGUCAAAUAUGGGAUCAAUUCCAAAUCAAAAUAGUGUUUAUUUGCUGAAAACGCAAAACGCAAACGCAACAAUGUCCUAUCGGGGCCAGCAAUCGGUGUACACAACAGGACAGAUGACAUUUUCAGAAUCUUUGUCACAUUAUCAGAUAAACAAAGACAAUUCAAUGAUGAACGUGUCGCCAGUAAGACAAGGUCAAGGAGUCAACGUUACAUCCGGCCUGUCACAAUAUCAGAUAAACAAAGAAAAUUCAAUGAUGAACGUGUCGCCAGCAAGACAAGGUCAAGGAAAUAACGUCACAUCCGGCCAGCAGCACAUACAGCAUCCGGGUUAUUUGAACGGUUCUAUGAACUCGGGAAGGAGCACACCGACCGGAAAUGAUAACAUGGACCAACUCAAUAACAACAACGAAGCAGUAUGGCGUCCUUGGUGAUUGCCGGUCGAAAAGAACUUAGAGACAGUACUGAUUUAAAAAUAUUGGGACAAAAUGAUGAACUCAAUGGACUUACUCAAAUUAGUUAGAACUAUGAAUUUUCAUAGAUCAUGAUUUUUCCUGAAAUAGCUUUUUCUGUGAUAUAAUAAAGGGUGCAA
Molecule: messenger RNA, 1149 nt
Organism: Mizuhopecten yessoensis (Yesso scallop)
Lineage: Eukaryota; Metazoa; Mollusca; Bivalvia; Pectinida; Pectinidae
Product: protein hairy-like
Exons: 3
Coding region: 74-991 (305 amino acids)
Biological process (GO): regulation of transcription by RNA polymerase II; regulation of neurogenesis; anterior/posterior pattern specification
Cellular component (GO): nucleus
Molecular function (GO): protein dimerization activity; RNA polymerase II cis-regulatory region sequence-specific DNA binding; DNA-binding transcription factor activity, RNA polymerase II-specific
Source: RefSeq, a predicted model, not a curated record